Molecule: messenger RNA, 2841 nt
Organism: Seminavis robusta
Lineage: Eukaryota; Bacillariophyta; Bacillariophyceae; Naviculales; Naviculaceae
Source: the annotation of a GenBank genome assembly
AUGCCAUUUUGGGACAAGGACAAGCGUCAAGGGUCGGACCUUUCGUCAGGCUCUGGCACUGACAUUGGGCAGCGUCUCUCCACCAGUGGUUUGACCUUGGAAUCCGCCUUGGACUGGACAUCCCUGCUUCUUAGCAUGAAACAGGAUAAUGAGCAAGACAUGUCGCCAGAAGAAAUUGAGGCAGCAUUGAAGGUCUACAAGGAACUCCAUCGCAUCUUGAGACUCACCACACGGACCCAGGACACCUUUGCACGGCCACUUCUGGCCGAGGAUUCCAAUAUUGCACCAACGUCCUUUCACGAGCAGUUUGUCGCCUUGCAAGAUGAAAUCAAAGAGGCACGGCCUUUGACCAAGCAAAACUUGGCAGAACUGAAUGAUUUGUUCAUUCUCGACAAUAGCUUGCGUGAAACUACAGUGGGGAGUGUUCGUGGUCACACAUUGGAGGAAAAACACCAAAUCGUCGAUGCGAUUGCCGAUACUGGACUGGAGGAAAUUAUUUUGGGAGCCUAUGGGAGCAAAAUUUCUGUGGACAGCCAAAUUGCUGGGCGAUGGAAAGCACUGGGCAAGUCAUUUGAUAAUGCCUGGGGAUUCUCGGAGGCAUUUGAUUUGGAAGGAUUCGAUGAGGAGCCUCUUUGGAAGUCUGCGGAUGACUUUAUAAAGGGCAAACGGGAGGGCACAGAGUUGCCAGAGUACUGGGUGCCCACCCAGGCUGUCAAAACAACCUACACUGAAGAGGAUCUGGCACUGUUCAAACGAGCAUAUUCGUACUUCCCCCAAGGACAUGUAUUUAGUGGCCGCAAACCCAAAAACAUCCUCAAAGAAUCGGAAUCUCCAAAGGGACGCAUCCCCAUGGGGCUUCUCAUGAUGGCUGGGUAUGGCAUUUGCAAUGCCAUUAUUGAAGUCGAUACAGCAGUGGAAACAUUCGACUAUGAGACCCACAACCUUGUGGAACGAUGUCAGCAACUCAUGGAGUGGUGCAAACAACACUUCCCUCGACGCCAAAAUGUGGACCCUGACGAAGAUGACACUGCUCGCGUUUUCAUCAAUUGUCGAGAUUUUGUGAAUUACCAGCGCAGUGACAGUGGUCUGGAAAUGUGUCUCAACAUGGUUGAUCAGCUCUGCCGAUUGCCAUCAACUCAACGCCCCUUUGGAUUUCUCAUGGAGGAUCCCACUGGCUGGCUGUGGCCGGAUGAAGUUGGCCGGCUCACACGCCUCAUCAAAGCCACCAUGCACCGGGCGGGGCAUCCAGAUGGAAAGUUCUUGGUGCAUCUUCACAUGUACUUUGCACUGGCUGAAGCCUGUGUACUCUCAUCCAUGUGCAAUGGGGCUGAUGGAGUCUGGGCAGCUCUGUGCAAGACGGGAGCUCAAGUGGGACAUGCUUGUUCCACUAUUACAGCUGUCAACUUGUAUCGAGCUGGGGUGGAAAAUGUGGCCAAAAAGUAUAAUUUGUCCAAAAUGUGUGAGGGAGCCCGGUUGAUCACCAAAAUCACCACAAAAGAAGCAUGCCCAGAAUAUGAGGAAGUCUAUGGCAAGCAUGCGUUUGACACAGCAUUCUUCAUGUACAAUGUCCCUAGCUGUCGAUAUGCUAUUGCUGAGCUGAUGAUUGAGAUGAAGGUUGAUGAAAGGUACAUCCGCCUGAACGAGAUAUCGUUGGUGUCAGCCAUUGAAAGAGCCAUGGUAUACCAUUUUGGCAAGCCAAAAGAAGCUGGAUGGGACCCAAAGCACUGCCAACAAAUGUGGAAUGCCAUUGUCAACCACCUGGUUACAGGCCUCAGCCGAGACUACAAUUCACCACUUGGUCUAGGAACUCUCUAUGGCUUGGUAUCAGGAGAGAAUUUGUCACGCUCCAUGAUACAAACAAUGCUCAAGACAACCAAAAUAUCGGAUACCCACCCCACUGUGAUUGACAUCAUGUUUCCAUGCAUCAAUCUUGAACUUCAGCCUAGGCUGCCAUCGCUUCCAUUCAAAGUCCUUGUAAAGGACUUUGAUAAGAAUCCAGCAAAUCACUUUGCCCCACAGUUUCUGCGCAACACCAUCAUAAAGAAUGAAAUAAUGAUCCGCCAAAAGAGUCAAAACACGCUAGAUCCUUUGGAGACCUUCGAAGAAAACCUGCUGUCUCUGAAACUCUUUAUAGAAGAAGCAGAGAGCCUUCAUGUGCUGCCAUUGGCAGAUGACUUUGCGUGUCGAAUGCCUUUCAACAAUUUCUUUGGUGAAGGCGAUAGUUGGGUGCAGGAGUUGAGAAUGGAGCGACCAAAGAAAGUCAGCAAAACUAUGUUAAGGGUCGGCUCAGCAGUGCUGAGUCGUGAUGGAAACCAUGCACUCUACCGCACAAUUCUAUCUGGGUUCAAAAGAUUGCAUCACAAUGUUGGGUUGAGAGGUGACUUGUUGCAAUUGCGGGAGGAUUUUGACAUGGAAUACUUGAUCAAUGCCUGUGAACGGACGGAUGGUGCCAAAGCUCAAGUCGAUGCCUUAGACACGUGGAUGCAGGACUUUGAUGCUAAAGACAGUGCUUUUUUUGCGGGAAGUUCAAUGUUUGAGGAAGAUGCUGAUGAUGAACUCGAGGCUGUGGAUGAUGCUGAACUUCUGUUUGGCACUGGAGGAGAGGUUGAUGCUAUGCAAGAGGAAAACAUAACCAAGAAAAGCAAGGGGGGGUUUACAAAGAAAGUCAAGAGGAUGCUGAGCAAAGAGAUUGAGAAGCUUUCCCCUAAAACCACACCACAUUCCUCUCCCAAGCUCUCCCCAAAGCCUGUAAAGAAAAUGCCCACCAGUAAUGGUAGUGGCAGUGGUGCUGUGCCCAAGGGUUUGAGACUGGCUGAUGCAGUCAAUGAGGUGGAAUGCUAG